GAUCGAUAUUAUCUAGGAGAUGAGAAACUCUAUCAGUACAAAGCACUCCGCGUGUACCGCCAGGUCUUGUUGACUGAGCUCCGCGCCAUGGUCAACCAACUCCACAUCCCAGUCACCUAUGGCUUGAAAUUCAGCCACAUCAUCUCCGAGGACGAUAACGGCGUCUCGUUUGCUUUCGUCGAUGGAACUCGCGCUUCUGCCGACAUCCUCGUAGGCGCAGAUGGCAUUCACUCCACCGUUCGCAAAUACGUUGCCCCGGGCAUCGUACCCAAGUACUCUGGCCAAGUCGCAAUCACGUGCGCUAUCCAAAAGACGAAGAUAAUCCCUUCGGGAGUCCACUACGACAUGCCCGUCGCUAUUCACGGCAAAAACGGCGCCUUUGUCAUGGCCCCUCAGAAUGUCGAUGGGUCCGAGGUGCUCGCUGGUACACAGCGUGCUUGGCCAGAACAGGACAGAGCUGGCUGGGAUGCUCUUCUAGCCGACAAGGAAAAACUGCUAGCUCUAUUCCGUACGAAUAUCGAAGACUGGCCGCCGACGGCGCAAUCGGCCCUCAACAAUGUUCCCGAGAACACAUUGUCAAUCUGGCCCUACUACGUUGUGCCUAAGCUCGAGCGUUGGUUCUCUCCAGGAAAGCGUGUCAUCAUCCUUGGGGAUGCGGCGCACGCUAUUCCUCCGACCGCUGGACAAGGCGCCUCGCAGGGAUUUGAGGAUAGCUUCACGCUUGCUGCGCUUCUGCCCCGACUAGCUGCGAACCUGCCGCUCGACAAGGCCCUCGUAUACUGGAAGGACAUGCGCCAGGAGCGUGUCGAUAAGGUCAUUGCACUCACGCUUCAGCUCAACAACACAAGGUUGCCCCAGGCUGAACGCGAGAAGUUGGAGAAAGAGGGCAAGGCUUGGCAGAGCGGCGAUGCCGGCGAGCUUGGAUGGUUAUACAAUGCAUUGGUCGAGGAAGAUGUCUUGGCCUGGGUCAAGGCUGAGACAAAGGUUGCACACACCUGUCCUGUCGACUGGAUUACUUCCAAGCUCGUAGGAUGAUUCGGGCAGGCCGCGUGAAGGCUAUUCGGAGUGCUUGGUAUUCCAAGAUGGCUGGCGUCUGAAGCUUUCAUGGGAUCAGGGUUCUUGAAAUAUCAUAGCAUUCGCUGUGGGAUCUGGGGUAUGCCAAGUAGAUACAAUGCACACUAGUUUCUUACC
Mytilinidion resinicola is the source of this 1191-nucleotide messenger RNA. Its product is annotated as FAD/NAD(P)-binding domain-containing protein. Gene Ontology annotation, biological process: secondary metabolite biosynthetic process. The record is from RefSeq and is a predicted model, not a curated record. The transcript has a single exon. Gene Ontology annotation, molecular function: FAD binding. NCBI's taxonomy places the organism in Eukaryota, Fungi, Ascomycota, Dothideomycetes, Mytilinidiales, Mytilinidiaceae. The annotation marks the transcript as partial.